Molecule: messenger RNA, 1174 nt
Organism: Haemorhous mexicanus (house finch)
Lineage: Eukaryota; Metazoa; Chordata; Aves; Passeriformes; Fringillidae
Gene: TMEM61
Product: transmembrane protein 61
Exons: 4
Coding region: 33-917 (294 amino acids)
Source: RefSeq, a predicted model, not a curated record
AAAAUAGCAAAUUUGGAUAAAGGCAGGAAGGGAUGUCCCUAAAGACGCGCUCACGCUCUGUUUGGUGCUUCUCUGCCCGGCGUUCUUCCGCUGUGAUUAAAGGUCUCCAGCCCCGCAAGGAAGGACGGUCCGCUCUCUCAUGCCUUGCCUCACCCUCGUCCCCUCCUAAACCCUCCUCCCGAAGGAUGGCAGCCGCCUCGUUCCGCUACGGCCUGACCAUCACGGGGGCCGUGCUGCUGGUGACGGGCACGCUCUGCUUUGCCUGGUGGAGUGACGGCGAGGUGGGCUCGACCAGCGGGGCUCGCCUCCUGCCCCCCCGGGAAGCCGAGGCCGUGCCCAGCUCCUCCUCCUCCUCCUCCUCCUCCUCCUCCAGCGCCCUGCUCCGCUCCGUCAGCUUCUUCUGCUGUGGCAUCGGCGGCAUCCUGCUCAUCUUCGGCCUCCUGUGGUCCGUGAAGGCCAACGCCAGGGUGGUGUCCCGGCGCUACCAGUACCAUUUCCCCCGGGACCUGCAGUACUUCACGGCGGAGCCUGCGGAGAAGUGGAACUGCAGGGCCAGCACGUGCCAUCACGAGGGACACAUCUCCUUAGCAGGGCCACCAAGCAGAAGAAUACAUUGGUUUUCUGGCAGAAGCACCUGGGACUCCAGUGCCAUCCCCACCUAUGAAGAAGCGCUGACCUGCAGACCAGCCCACGCUGCCCCGGCCUAUGUGCAGCCGCCGGGGAGGAAGGAGGAGCUCACGCCGCCCCUGUACCGCUACCUGGAGGAGGACGAGAGCUGGCAGGGCGGCCGGCGGCGCAGCUCCUCCGACAGCGCCUUGUUCCGCCCCAGCCCGUCCUGGCUGGACACGGCGCAGCCCCAGGAGCCGCAGGCGACGCCGCCCCCCAGCUACGAGAACAUCAGCGUGCGGGGGCUCUGAGCUGGGCCAGCCCGGGCCGGGACCCUGCGGGGGCUGCCCGGUCCCUGAGCUGCACACUGAGCCUCUGGUGGAGGGGUGAGAGCAGGGUGGGCGAGGAGUGGGGAGGGUCAGCCCGGCUUGCCCGGCUUGCCCGGCUGUCCGGCGCUGUGGGGAUUGUGGGGCCGGCGAGAGGUGCGUUCAGAGCGUCGGGGGUAGCUGGCAUGUUUGAAAGCUUUCAUAUUUUUAAUAAAAGCACUGCUGGUUUCAGAGGUUUUGCA